AUGACUAAACAUGAUGAAAAAGCCCUAUCACCAAAGAAAACUUCUCUUGAAACAGUCGAUCAAUCAUCCCUAACUGACGAAGCUUCUUUUGGCUCCUGUGAACCAGGUACCAACGUUGUUCUUCAAGGCAUCGUUUGGAAUGAAACUGAUAAAGGUGUACUUGUCGUCAAUAUCACUUGGCGAGGUAAAACUUAUGUUGGUGCCUUGUUAAAUACUACUGAGCAAAACUGGGCUCCACCACGAUAUAAAUCUGAUGUUCGUUCCACAAAACAAAAUCAUAAUCGUGAUCAGCAAUUAACGUCGAUACCAUCUACACAUGAUUCAAGUGAACGUAUUUUACGUAAUGGAAAACGGCGAGGAUCAAGUACAACAGUAACUCCAAGUUCAACAAGCAAAAAUCAAUCAUUCAAAAUUCCUCCAACGCCACCGUUAUUAACGAAAACGGAUGACGGCACACCCAAUGUUCUACCAUCAUCGGUGAAUGCCAAUGAUGAAGAUGACGCAAAUUCCUUAAACGAAGAAAAACAGACUAUAACGAAUAGUAAUCGCGGUGGUCAUGAUGAAGAGAUAGGUGAUAAUGAUUCAAAUCGAAGCCUUAGUCCAAUGACAAGCGGCGCAAGUACAACAUCAUCGAGCCCACCAUUAUCGACUACUACAGAAAAUCAAUUAUCCUCAGACACAACGACAACGAUUCCAGCAGAUCUGUCCACCAAAACGACGACCUUAAAUUUUGAACAAAAAGCGAACCACAAUCUAUUACCAUACCACUUUCCUUCGGAAAUAGUCGAUCCAUCGAGUUAUUUCUCUUCACGACAUGGUUCAACAAAUGCAUUCAAUUUACCAACAUUCAAUAAACUCUCUUCUCAAUCAUCCACGAUACCAUCGCCAUUUCUUUCGAUGCCAGCACAACUUUAUUUUAAUUCAUUAACAUUACCUCAUUAUCCAUCAGUGCCUUCUUUGUCAAAAACAUCGCACUAG
This is a messenger RNA of Adineta ricciae, 978 nucleotides long. Lineage: Eukaryota; Metazoa; Rotifera; Eurotatoria; Adinetida; Adinetidae. The record is from the annotation of a GenBank genome assembly.